This is a messenger RNA of Parascedosporium putredinis, 951 nucleotides long. NCBI's taxonomy places the organism in Eukaryota, Fungi, Ascomycota, Sordariomycetes, Microascales, Microascaceae. The record is from the annotation of a GenBank genome assembly.
AUGGGUUCCAGCAAUAAGAAGAAGAAAGAGAAGCAGCAAGACUUCAAGAAAACAAAGUUAAAGGUUGGAAAAGCAAAGGUGAAGCCCGCCAAUUUCACAGACACCAGUUUCAAGUCCAAAGCCAUUGCGGUCGCGCAUCAGUCCCUCUCCGAGACUGCGCCCGAUGUCGUGCAGAAAUUCAAACACCACCUCUCCCUCGCGGCCAGCUCCAAUUCGGACAGGCAGCGGAAAGAUGCCCUGGCGUUCCUGACGUCCCAGCUCUCUGCCGGGCCCGACAGCAACCCCGUGGGUACCCGCGAGCUGCUCGUCAAGCUGCUCCCCUCGGUCCACGCCGAGGAAGCCCUCCGGUGGAUCCGCGUCGGCAUGACCCAUCUCUCGACCGACGUCAGCCUCGAUGCUCUUUCCGUGCUGGAGUGGCUGCUCGAGGUAGCCUCGGACGAGGCCGUGGCCUGCCCCGGCGGAUGGGUCAUGACGCUCAAUAGCUUCUGCGCCAUGAUGGGAUGGUCCGCGUCCGGGAACCGAGGGUGGACGUCGGCCCCCAAGAUCGGUGUGCGGACCAAGGACGCCGCCUGCCACGCCCAGCAACUCACGAUAUUGGCCAAGUUCCUCAAGGCUGGCCUCAGGCCGGAGGCAGUCGUCAAGGUGCACCCGGGCCAGUACUGGGACGGGCUGUACCGCAUCAACCGCUCGCGAGAACCCUUUGCGCACCUCAACAUAUACGGGGCACGACGUGAUGGGGACGGCGAGAUGUACCAAGAUCGCGAGUCUAGGAACAGGGCCUUUCAGAAGCGUUACGCUGCCCUUGUUCUUGCUGGGGCGGAGCAGGCGAAGCGGGAGGCUGGUGCGCCGGGGAGAGCUUCUGCGACUCUGAUGCAGGUGUUGCGGGAUAGCACAGGAGAUUCCGAGGGCGAGGGGGUCCUGGACGCUGAUGACCUGCUCCAUCUCUGGUGA